AUGGCUCCGUGGCCCGAGAGCGGGGCCCGUCCGCGUCUAGCAGAAGCCGCUUCGUCGCAGAAUCAACACUUGGACCCGCGGCAUGUACCUACCGGGCCGAGCACCGGGCGAUAUAGAAGUGUGUCUCGAGUGUCUGAACUCGAUGCUUGGGACAACAUGCAGACCCAUCAGAUUCAGGUCGAGUCCAGUUCGUCCGACGAAGGUCUCCACCCCCGGGGCCACAGUAAACCCUCGCGGCCACCCCACCGGCGCUCCAUGAGCCAUCCUUUUCCGUCACUCUUCUCGCUCAGAAAGAAAAAGUCGGGCCCCGUGAGCGGCGCCGGCGACUCCGAGACUACUUCCGGCGAUGAAGGCCCCAGCAAGCCGGGGAAAGCGCCGCCAAUGCGCGGGCAUCAUCGGUCUGGUUCCUCGGUUGGGAGCCGGGACUGGAACACGGGACGCUGCAUGACGUGCGGAUCGCUGGUGCGCUGGCCCAAGGAGCUGCAUGUAUUCAAGUGCGCAAUCUGCGUGACGAUAAACGACUUGCAGCCACGCGACCGGGCUGCUUCCCGGCGGAAGGACGCUUCAGAAGAGCUGCUGGCGGCCGAUGCGCAGUCGUGUUCCCACGCUGCAGAGCAGCCUAUCUCGCUCGACCAUACCAAGUCUUUAAUCGAGCAAUGCCUGCGUGCAUUCCUGACCUCCACCUUGGGAAGGCAUGCCACAGAGCCUUUGGUCGUCAACGCCGAGGACCGCUCCGGUCCAAGCCCUCCUCAUCCCUCGAGUGGCUUACCUUGGAGUCCAACUCAGCCGACCUCGAACACUCUGGACCCUCUGGCACUGCGACCCAGGAUCACGCCCACUUCCGAGCCCCGGCAGCCCCCUGGCGGGCAUUGGGUUACGAGUUACCACCGACCGCGAGCGCCCAGUUGGGCGGGCAGCACCACCACGGGAACCUAUUUCGGUUCAUCCACAGAACGGCUUCCCGGGCCAGCUGAGGCUCACCCACACGGACUGGGCAUUCGGACGAACCAGCAGCUUCCGAGCUCGGAGGUGGAGGCGACGAAAACAUUCAAGCCGCUGGAAGAUUAUGUGGACGCAUGUUUCGCUUCUUUCCACCGUAUAAAUUCCUCAUUCCUAACUCCUCGGAACCACCCUCAUGCCAGGCACGGAGCGGACGACAGACCGCGCCGUCCUUCGGCACAUGCCCACCCUCGGAGGGAGCCACAAAGCAACAGCUAUCCCCUUCCCGAAUUGGACCCCAAGCUUCUCUUGCUGGGCGAUUUUGCGGAGAACGGCACCUGGUGGACGGGCCAGGAGGAUGUAUUGCCUGGUAGAACGACUUCUAACAGGAGUCAGCACGGCCAGUCGAUCGUCAGUCCGAGGAGCCCGCACAUCGACUGGGCCGAACUAGAGGACUGGUACACCACCGUUAUCGAGGCAGGGCGACCUUGGUUGCAUGUUUAUCGGAGUUUAGUGGCCGAUGAACCGGCCCUUGCCGUAUCUCCUGCUGCGAUGCAGGAGAUUGAAUCGCAAAUCCUGAUCGGACAGGAACACGUCCACGGGGCACUAUUAAAGGCAUGCGAGAGCAUUCUGAAACGUCCCGGGCGACGAAUCACCGAACCCCAGGAACUCCGGUUCCUGCUCAUCAUUGCAGCAAACCCUCUUUUACACGCGCCAUACCAGCCGUACGCUGGCGAGUACCCUCACCCAAAGAGCGCUCUAUCAACGCCCAGCGGUCUGUCUCCCCGUGGUUCAGGCCCUACGUCAGGACGGCAUUCUGUGAUCAUCAAACGUAUCGCGGGACUAAUGUCGAACGCGCCAGUCGAGUGCCAUAACUAUCUUGCCGGGUGGUAUGCUAGGUUCCCCGAAUCCCUGUUUGUGCAGACGAAGGACUUGUUUUCGGGGUUUCUCGCCUACCGCCUGAUCCGACAGAAUGAGAAGAAGAUAGAGGCGCAGAUUGACUACCUCACAGGCGGCCUGAUACCUAGGAUGGGGGCGGGCCAGUCCUCUGCAUCACUCCACGCGGCGUUGGGGCACACAACGCGGUCCGGCAAGACGAAGAAGGAAGAGAAGAAGAAGAUAGUCUACCGGGAGGAUUGGCAAAUCAGGGCUGCUGCCCGGGUGCUCGGGUUUUUGUUCACAGCGAACAACAUGAGCCAUGCUCGCCACGGUCUCGGCGACCGUUGUGCGAACAGCCUUAGCAACAGGCAGCGACAGCUCGUCCGCGCACCGGGCCAGGUCCUUGCCACGAGCGACUUCUACAUGACGCUGCUUGACGAUUCGGACCUCGUGGCGGACUUUGAGGCAUGGGAGCAGAAGCAAGACAGGCUGUCUUUCUGCCAGUAUCCGUUCCUCUUGAGCAUCGGAGCCAAGAUCCGCAUUCUGGAACAUGAGGCGAGGAGACAAAUGGAGGAUAAGGCCCGGGAUGCCUUCUUUGACAGCAUCUUGACCAACAGGAUGGUGCAGAAGUUUUUGGUUUUGAAUAUCCGCCGCGAUUGUCUCGUUGAUGAUAGCUUGAAGGCCGUCAGCGAGGUAAUUGGGGGCGGAGGGGAGGAAAUAAAAAAAGGGCUCAAGAUCGUCUUCAAGGGCGAAGAGGGAAUCGAUGCGGGGGGGCUGCGCAAGGAGUGGUUUUUGCUGCUUGUCAGGGAACUGUUCAACCCAGAUCACGGCAUGUUUCUCUACGACGACGAGUCCCAGUACUGCUACUUCAACCCCAACUCCCUCGAACCCUCCGAGCAGUUCUUCCUUGUCGGCGUCGUGCUCGGCCUCGCCAUCUACAACUCCACAAUUCUCGAUGUCGCGCUCCCGCCCUUUGCCUUUCGCAAGUUGCUUCUGGCUGCUCCUCCCACUUCCAUCCCAACCUCCCAGCCUCGCCAGUCUAUGAUUUACACUCUCGACGACCUCGCUGAGUAUCGUCCCCACCUGGCACACGGCCUCCGCCAACUGCUCGAGUUCGAAGGCGACGUCGAGUCAACCUUCGCGCUCGACUUCGUAAUCGACACAGAGCGCUAUGGCGUCAUCGAGAAGGUCCCUCUCUGCCCCAACGGCGAGCGCCGAGCCGUCACCAACGCCAACCGGAAGGAAUUCGUCGACUCAUACGUGCGCUACCUCCUCGACACGGCUGUCACGCGCCAGUUCGAGCCGUUCAAACGCGGUUUCUUCACCGUGUGCAACAGCAACGCGCUCUCCCUCUUCCGGCCGGAAGAGAUCGAGCUCCUGGUGCGCGGCGCCGGGUCCGACCAGCCGCUGGACGUCGCCUCGCUCAAAGCGGUCGCGCAGUACGACAACUGGGGCGCGCCAAACCCGGCUGAGGACGAGCCGACCGUCAAGUGGUUCUGGGAGACGUUUGAGGCAGCACAGCCCGCCGACCAGAGGAGGCUGCUCGCCUUCAUCACGGGGAGCGAUCGCAUUCCGGCGAUGGGCGCCGCGUCACUGGGGAUCAGAGUCAGUUGUCUAGGAGAGGACUGUGGGCGGUUCCCGACGGCGCGAACGUGCUUCAACUCGCUCGGUCUGUGGAGAUGUAGUGGGAGGGAGAGGUUUGAGGAGGUGCUCUGGAGGGCGGUCAGGGAGAGUGAGGGGUUUGGACUAAAGUAA
Chaetomium strumarium is the source of this 3573-nucleotide messenger RNA. RefSeq lists its product as uncharacterized. Lineage: Eukaryota; Fungi; Ascomycota; Sordariomycetes; Sordariales; Chaetomiaceae. The transcript has 3 exons. The record is from RefSeq and is a predicted model, not a curated record. The coding region runs from base 1 to 3573 and encodes 1190 amino acids. Gene Ontology annotation, biological process: protein polyubiquitination; ubiquitin-dependent protein catabolic process. Gene Ontology annotation, molecular function: ubiquitin protein ligase activity.